UUCAUUCACUUCCGGAAGGUCACAAGCAUGGCUUCGCGGAGGUGACUGCUGUCGAAAUUUGCAGUGGAUGCAAUGUUGUUGACAUAAUUCUUAUUUUGCCAUUCACCUCAAGUCAAAUGUUUUCCUCCUACUACCGAGGAUAAUGGUACAGUAAAGAAAUGCUCAUUUCUCUUUCCGUCAUUUGCUGGUCAGCAAAUUGACCAGCUCAAUAUUAAACCAGCUACACAGCAGAGUACUGCAAGGACGAUUGAAUCUAGCAAGCAAGUAAACUACACUGUCCCUUGCGUUAUUUUGGAAACCUGUUUCGCACAUUUCCAUGAUGCUGCGAAGUCUUGUGUCCUUGCAUUGUCGGCUCGGCCAGACACUUGCGUUUCCUCAGAGAUAUCUUGUGCAGAGACAGAAAAGUCUUGUCGCCAACCUGCAGAGUGCAAGAUGCUACGGGCUGGCAACGACAGAGCGAAAGAAGUUCUAUGAAGAUGUUAGUAUUUCACAGGGUGAAGGUGGACUAUAUGAGAUCAACCUGGAUCGUCGUAAAUUGAAAACCCCGAAAGGGACACUCUUCACUGUCCCGAACGAGGCCCUAGCCAUAGCUGUGGCAACAGAGUGGGAUGCCCAGAAAGACACUCUCAAGUUCUACACCAUGCACUUGACAACUCUGUGUAAUACGGCCUUGGACAACCCCACACAGCGCGACAAAGACCAGAUGAUUGCAGCGGCUCUGAAGUACUUGGAGACAGACACCAUAUGCUAUAGGGUUGAAGACCCCCAGGCCCUGGUUGAGCUCCAACAAAAUGAAUGGGAUCCAGUGAUGGAGUGGAUUGAAAAACGGUAUAAUGUGGUUAUUGGUUCAUCGUCAGAUAUAAUGGGUCCACAAAUCCCGGAAGAGACGAAAGAGACGUUUCGCCAGCACCUCAACUCCUAUAACUUCUGGGCGUUGACAGGCUUGGAGUAUGUCAUCACCCAACUGAAGUCUGUAAUCCUGGCCUUCGGGAUGAUUGACAGAUACCUCACAGUGGAGCAGGCCGUGCUUCUGUCACGCUUAGAGGAAGAGUAUCAGAUACAGCGCUGGGGUAGUGUGGAGUGGGCGCACGAUUAUGACCUGUAUGAGUUGCGGGCGCGCACGGCAGCCGGUACACUGUUCGUCCACCUGGCAUCCGAGAGUUCCACCGUGAAGCGCAAACUCCUACAGGACUGACCUGCCUCCUCCUUCCCGCACCUCUGUGGGUCGAAAACACAACGGGCAGAUAUUGUAAAUAAAGUGACUUGGUUCUUAAAGUGAA
This is a messenger RNA of Engraulis encrasicolus (European anchovy), 1280 nucleotides long. RefSeq names its product ATP synthase mitochondrial F1 complex assembly factor 2 (gene atpaf2). NCBI's taxonomy places the organism in Eukaryota, Metazoa, Chordata, Actinopteri, Clupeiformes, Engraulidae. Bases 317 to 1195 code for a protein of 292 amino acids. Gene Ontology annotation, biological process: mitochondrial proton-transporting ATP synthase complex assembly. The record is from RefSeq and is a predicted model, not a curated record. The transcript has 8 exons. Gene Ontology annotation, cellular component: mitochondrion.